AAAAAAGCUGAAGAUGACAUUUGAAAAAUUUUUAUUGAUCAUUUUCCUGAUCGGGAUUUAUUUUUCAAAGAUCCAAGGACGAGGAUUAAUGCUCGAUCCUAUUAGCAGGAGCAGUGCUUGGCGAAAAGGAUUCCCUGUUGAACCGAAUUACAACGAUCAUGAACUCUUCUGCGGAGGAAUAGAUAUCCAAUAUGGACAAAAUGAGCAAAAAUGUGGCGAAUGCGGUGACGAUUACGCUAUUUCUCGUCCAAGACCAAACGAGAACGGUGGUCUUUACGGAACCGGUGUAAUUGUGAAAAGAUACAAGGCAAAUCAAAUCAUAAAUGUAAAGCUAAAACUGACCGAUAACCGUUUAGGAACAUUCACAUUCAACCUGUGUCCUCUGAACGAGACAUUCCACCUCGAAACCGAGAAAUGCUUCAAUCAGUACCCGCUGAAAUUGGUCGAUCAAUAUAAUUACAACUUCCAAGUACCCAACGUGAAAACAGAAUUCAACAUAGCAGUCCGUAUACCGAAUAUAACGUGCAACCAAUGCGUGUUCAGAUGGGAAUACCAAGCUGGGAACAAUUUCGGCCGAUGCUACAAUAAUGAAAAUCCCUCUAUUGGAUGCGGGCCUCAAGAAACUAUUCGAAAUUGCGCCGACAUUGCGAUCGAACCUGGUGAAAAUUCGUGAAGAAAUUCGCUUAAUCGAAAAACAUAAUUAUUUGAUUAAAUUGAGUUGUAAUAAUUUCAAUCUUGGAAAGAUUCUCAAGAAUGAUUAAAAUGCCAUAGAUAUCUAUCCAUGGAAUUUUACAAUAAGAUCGAAAAUCAUUGCGAUAACUUAAUUGAGAAUUAAGAAUCGAGAUAAAAACACGAUAAUUCAGAUUUCGAUAAGAAAUCAAAAAUUAUUCAGAACGUAUACAGAAUAUUCGAUAUUAUAUAAUUAAUUUCAAUAAUAAUAAUUUACUUUUUUCUUUUUUUUUUUUUUUCGAUCUUGAUGGAUUAGCGAGUAUUUACAUAUUGUUAUUUGAAUGAUACAUUCAAUCUGGAUU
This is a messenger RNA of Apis laboriosa (Himalayan honeybee), 1031 nucleotides long. RefSeq lists its product as uncharacterized. The record is from RefSeq and is a predicted model, not a curated record. Lineage: Eukaryota; Metazoa; Arthropoda; Insecta; Hymenoptera; Apidae. Bases 14 to 673 code for a protein of 219 amino acids. The transcript has 3 exons.